ACCCAAACCUCACCCAACCACCCUCUUAUACUUAUAUACCUUAACGUUUUCUGUGAAACACCUCCACGCGUCUUCUCGAUUUUUUUUUUUUCUAUCGUAGCGUUAACACGCAACGACGUAACGACAACUAGCCGCGGUUCUCUUUAUACUAUACCUAUACCACUUGUACCAACUGUUCAAGCUAAUUACGACCAAUUACGAGGCUCGCGAGUCAGAGUUUCGGACUUCGGAGCGAUACAUUACCGGGAAGCUACCACGGGUAAAGGAGAGCUUACGUUUCAAAAUCAAAAUUGUGUGUUACACGUGAUUUAUUGAAAAAUCAUUUUGCCGGAAUAAUCACGUUGUCGCAUGGGCGUCGCCACCGACGUCUCUGAGAAUUAUCUGGAUUGUUUGGAUGUACCAGCCGAGUACCAGCCAUCUACAUAUGUAUCUGACACACCGGGCGAUCAUUUUCCAGUCCAUUGAUUAUUUAUGUCAGACUUAUCGAUCUGUUUCCACUUGUUUCUGUAUCUUUCUUUUUUUUUUUCCUCCCUUCUUUUUUUCUUCUACUUUUUCCCCCGACGAGACUUGUGUACGCGAACUCGUACGCGUUUGCGUUAACGUGGAGGAUUGCUUUCUUUCCCGGUUUUCGACGAAAACGACGAAAAUUCGUUCGACUUGGCGGAAAGAGAUGUUCAGAGGGAAAUGACAUACACGGUUCGACAUUGUUGAAAUUCGAUCGUGAACUUUCAAUCUUGGCGAAUCCUGCGGGCGACGAACUUUCUUCUUUUAACAAUCUUUUAAUUCCAUCAUUAAUUGAUUUCAUAGCCUAGCGCUUCUCUUUUUUAGGAUCCUGUAUUAAUAUUCCGUAGUGAUCUCUUUCAUAGGCUCAUACAUAGAAUUAUCACGUAACAUUCUGUUCCUUGUUUCUUCAGCGAUUAAAACGUAGUUGAGUUACUCUUAGCAGUCCUGCCGUUUAACAAGUCCGACCGUAGUUGAUCGAAAAUAUUUGCAAAUUUUUUCAAAUAUUAUUCCUCCUUCUCUUUAUCAAAUAAAAGUCUUUCGAAGUAACUUUAGCUUAGUGCCACGGCAGUUCAGUAGAACAACGUAUGUAUAAGCUCUUAAGACUUGCAUACCAAUUAAGAGAACACUUCUCGCUCUCUAUUAUUCGCCCUGAAGUACCCGAAUCGAUAGCACUUACUUAUCGAUCAUAAACUCUCUCUCGCUCUCUCUCUCUCUUUCUCUCUCUCUCUCUCUCUUUCUCUCUAUUUCGUAGACAAGAAUUACUAUAUCCAACGAACCUUUUCCACAGACAUUGUUCUUUUCAAUGUCCAACAAUACUUGGGAUAUUCUCUAAACGCAUCCAGGUAAUUCCCGGCCUAAGUGGCGGUGCCUCGUUCACGAUUGAGUUAACGAUCGAACGAAGAGAAAACAGUAAAGCUAAUAGCAAGCGAAAAGAAAAAAAGAAAAAAAAAAGCUAAAAGAAAGUAACGGAAGAAAAGAAGCAACCGGGAUAGCAAAAAAAAAAAAAAAAAACAGUCGGAUAAAAUAAAGUAAAAUAAAAGAAACAGACGUUUUCCCUGCUUACCAUUUUACAUAGACUCUAUGUAUCAGAGAAUGCAAUGCAAGGCUUUGUGCCGUGCCAUUUUUCAUUUAUACAUAAAUCACACUCGCUCUAGUCCUAUUCUUGUACAUACUACACACCCUUGAUCAUAAACAGUAAUAUCGGGACACCGAUGAUACGUUGUUAUACGGUUUUACAUAAAAACUCUUUUGGCUGCGGCGCUCGCAGGCUUACCACUGAUUGCUCAUAUUCCAUUCGAUGUCAUGUCACUUUUCUCGAAGUCAGGUACACAAAUAAGUGCGCAAACAGCACCCGAAACGAUAACGGAGAAUAUCGAAAACGGGGGGACAAAGGAAAACAGGCGUAGCCAGCGAAUGCACAACGGCAAAAGCGCGGGUAUAGUUUGCGAAUCACACGCACGAUAUGUAUACUAUACUGAGCGUUUCUCACCGAUCAUUGUCUAACCACUGUUGUUCUGUGUGAAUGCACUAUAAUGGAAUACACGGCCGAAAACGAACAAGAGAAAUUCGUUCCACACACACGACGCAUACAACGCAGGCAACAUACACGUAUUAUAUUUAUUCCAUAUAGACGCGACAGAUACAAUCAUAUCCUUGGCAUCUGGUUCUGAUCGAUACAUUCUCAUAUAUCGUUACUUCGAUGUGUGCCACCUUUGUGACUUAUUUGUGUGCGUGCCUCCUGUUAUUUAUCACUUUAUCAUGAGAUCAUGCUGAUUUUUGUCAAUUAUUUUGCCGAUCAAUAUAUAUCGUUUCGCAUUAAUUAAAAUGAUGGGCCCAAUUCAAAUUGCAAGCUCGCUUGUGGACGCGGGCGACUAGGCAGGGGUGAGUAAGCUGGCGGCGCGUCGCAUGGCGAUGCGUGAGAAAAAAGAACGAAAAAAGAUUAAAGAAAAAAAAAAAAAAAAAAAAAAGAAAUCAGAUUUUACAAAAAAAAAAAAAAAAAAAAAAAAAAAAAAAAAAAUUGUAAAAAAAAAAAAAAAAAAAAAAAAAAGAAAGACGAAAUGUCUUCACACGUGACGAACCUGUCCUUUAGAAGAAUUGGACGUCACGUGAAUAAUUCGAGCGAAUAUAUCAUUGUAUGACAUGAUUUUGACUGAACCACGACUGUGUUUCCAAACUAGGUAAAGUUUUACAGAGUGAGUGAGAUAAGAGGCAGGGGCGGGCGUCGUCGGCCUUUAAACCCCCCGCCACACGUUACCCCUCCACCUUUGGUUGUGGACCCACUUGACAACAAGCUGUCGUUCUGAGUCAAUUGAUUGGAUUUGGUGGAUAAUCCAACGUACGUACAUAUGUCGUGAACAAAGCAAAGAACAAAUAGAUCUGUGAGAAUAAGACGAAAUACUGAAUCAAGAGGAGUGAGUGGGGAGGCAUAGAGGCUACUGUAGUUUCGGAACACAGCCAUGGUCUCCCUACCUCCCAGUCUGCAGAAACAGGUCAGCGUUAUGAGUAUGAACUUGAGUGCCAAGCUGGACGAGCUGCAGCGGGGUGACCGCCAGCUGGAGACCACCGUCGCCCUCUGCGAGAUCCGCACGCAGCUGCAGGAACUCACCAAGAGCGUAGAGUCUUGCCAGAGCGAGGUCAGCGAGGUCAAACGGGACAUGGUCGCGAUCAAGCACGAACUAGAUACGGUACAGCAGGUGAAAGAAGAAAUAGAGGAAUUACGAGAAUACGUGGAUCGACUAGAAGAACAUUCACAUCGACGGAAACUUAGGCUUUUGGAGCAGGGGCUAACACUUUUCCUGUCGUAUGCAAUACUGGCAGCAGUUUUAGGAAUGUUGCAGUUUGGAUACAACACUGGAGUUAUUAAUGCGCCGGAAGUGAAUAUUGAAAAUUUUAUGAAAGACGUGUACAAGGAUAGGUACGGAGAGGAUAUUUCAGACGAUUCCGUGAAGAAAUUGUAUUCCGUGGCCGUAAGCAUAUUUGCGAUUGGUGGUAUGCUAGGUGGUUUUAGCGGAGGAAUAAUUGCCAACAGAUUUGGCAGAAAGGGGGGCUUACUGCUAAACAACGUGCUGGGCAUCGUGGGGGCGUGCCUGAUGGGUUGUACAAAGAUUGCUCACUCGUACGAAAUGUUAUUCUUUGGACGGUUCAUCAUCGGCGUCAAUUGUGGCUUAAACACCUCGCUGGUUCCCAUGUACAUAUCGGAGAUAGCACCACUGAACCUGAGAGGCGGCCUAGGCACGGUGAACCAGCUCGCUGUUACGGUGGGCCUCCUGGUCUCCCAGGUGCUGGGCAUCGAGCAAAUCCUUGGAACGAACGAGGGUUGGCCAGUUCUCUUAGGGCUAGCUAUCUGCCCUGCCAUUCUACAGUUACUGCUGCUUCCAGUUUGCCCCGAAUCUCCAAGAUAUUUGCUCAUUACGAAACAGUGGGAGGAAGAAGCCCGUAAAGCUUUGAGGAGGUUGAGAGCCAGUAACCAAGUGGAAGAAGACAUCGAAGAAAUGAGAGCCGAGGAACGAGCUCAACAAGCCGAAUCUAGAAUAUCGAUGACAGAGCUCAUAUGUAGCCCGACUUUGAGAGCACCUCUCGUUAUCGGUGUGGUUAUGCAACUUUCUCAACAGCUUUCAGGCAUUAACGCCGUGUUUUACUAUUCGACAAAUUUGUUCACUAGUUCUGGUUUGACAGAGGAGAGUGCCAAGUUCGCAACCAUUGGCAUAGGUGCCAUUAUGGUUCUAAUGACGUUAGGAUCCAUCCCGCUUAUGGAUAGAACAGGAAGACGUACACUGCACUUAUACGGUCUUGGUGGCAUGUUUAUCUUUUCAAUAUUCAUCACAAUUUCUUUUCUCAUAAAGGAGUUUUUCGGUUAUGUGCAGGAAAUGAUUGACUGGAUGUCUUAUCUGUCGGUCGUGUCGACGCUCAGUUUCGUGGUGUUCUUUGCUGUCGGGCCUGGCUCCAUACCGUGGAUGAUCACGGCCGAACUGUUCUCGCAAGGUCCCAGACCUGCCGCCAUGUCUAUCGCGGUCCUUGUCAAUUGGAUGGCUAAUUUUUUGGUUGGCAUCGGUUUUCCAAGUAUGAAGACUAGCCUUGAAAACUACACGUUCCUACCAUUCAGUGCAUUCCUAGCCAUCUUUUGGAUCUUCACGUACAAGAAGGUUCCUGAGACCAAGAAUAAAACAUUCGAAGAAAUUCUAGCUUUAUUCAGGCAUGGUAACGACAGGAGCAGCUUGCGGGACAGCAGACUUUAUGGGAGCAUGCUAAACUGUGUGAAUGCAUUAGAGGGACACAUACCGCCAGCAGAGAGUGCAGCCCUGAUGGUGGCCGAGGAGAAGCCACAUCCUGAUUCAUUUGUGUUUGCAGCUGGAUCAGAGCGAUCUUCCGGCGCACCCGCUCAACCGGAGAGACCACCGCCCCCGCUUCCCCCGCCACGCUUUCCGAACAGCGGUGUCUGACAAUGGGAAACAGCUCCUCUUAAUAUUGGUAAUCUAGUGAUCAUGAACACGUCAAUCCCACUGCCGCUACUGUUCACCACCAACAGCCUCACAUUGGAGAAUCAACUAUACGAGAUCAUCACGGAGAGGAGCAAGGCCUGCGCGGCUUUCUUGCGGAAUAGUUUACGUCGAGCAGUGAACGCGACCACUAUCGGCUGGAGUGUCACGGAGAAUUUCGAGAGUAACGUAUCAUGCAAUCAUGCUUGAUCCGACGAACGAAGAGAUUAAAAACGAAGAUCACCUGUUGAUUGUCCCCGGUAUCCCCGGUAUCGAAUAGAACGAAGUCGAUCGCGGAUGCUUUAGCACGGAAUUUAAACGAACCGGCUUAGUUCGGGUGUCGGGUUAUUGUUGGCACGUGAAAUUAACCUUCAUACUGAAUAUGUAUGGUUGAAUAUAGAGGAACGAAACACGAUACGAUUUCGCAGAACUUGCUAGUUACAAUUUACCGAACAGAAUAGAACGAUAGUAAGUGAAAAUGGGUGAUCGAAAUGUUAAAUUGACUCGCCGAGGAUUUUAGUAGGUGGAUCUAACGCAGCGUUCGAUAUGACAUGCGAGAGUCUUUGCCGAAACGUGAAACGACGAGGACGAGGUAACGAAGACCUUUCGAAAAAAAAAAAUCUAACGAAAUGUUGCGAAAGUGAUUGUGCCUAGACAUACAUACGUUUGAAAGAUAGAAAAAAAAGAGAGAAAAAAGAGAAAAAAAAGAAAAAGAAGU
Frieseomelitta varia is the source of this 5697-nucleotide messenger RNA. It is a transcript of the gene Glut1, whose product is annotated as glucose transporter type 1. Lineage: Eukaryota; Metazoa; Arthropoda; Insecta; Hymenoptera; Apidae. The record is from RefSeq and is a predicted model, not a curated record. Gene Ontology annotation, molecular function: hexose transmembrane transporter activity. Gene Ontology annotation, cellular component: membrane. The coding region runs from base 2961 to 4943 and encodes 660 amino acids. The transcript has 13 exons. Gene Ontology annotation, biological process: monosaccharide transmembrane transport.